AUGUAUCCUUACCCUGCCAACUCGGCUACCGCAAACAACAACAUGAUCGCGCCGAUGUACGGAAAUCAAGGCUAUGAUUUUUACAGAGCCGGUGCGUCUCCUUAUUCUUCAGUUCAUUUCCCUGUGUACCCUUCACACGGACAGUAUCCAUCAAGGCAAGAUCGCCUUUAUCCGCCUAUUCCGCGGUCACAACAUGUGCCUCAUCAGAGACACGAGAUGGUUAAGCCGCCGUACUCCUACAUCGCGCUCAUUGCCAUGGCCAUCCAGAGCGCGCCAGAGAAGAAAAUAACAUUGAGCGGAAUAUAUCAAUUCAUCAUGGACCGAUUUCCGUACUACAGAGAGAAUAAACAAGGCUGGCAGAACUCGAUUCGUCAUAAUCUCUCCUUAAAUGAGUGCUUCGUAAAAGUCCCAAGAGAUGAUAAGAAGCCUGGCAAAGGAAGUUUCUGGAGUUUGGAUCCGGACAGUUUGAACAUGUUUGAAAAUGGAAGUUACCUGCGAAGGAGAAAGCGUUUCAGGAAGAAAGACAAGACGUUAUCAGAGAGCAGCAACGGUUCCGAAAAUCAGGACAAAAAAGAGCAUGGCACUUCCGCCGACACAAAGACAACAAGCUCUGAAAAACCAGCAACAACUUCCGCUCCUCAAGAAAGCUCUAAAGAGCGUGAAACUUUGUCAUCCAACACCCAAACAGCUCGCUCAGAAUCACUAGAUUCCUCUAAAUCAGAGAGUAAAAUUCCUUCAUCAAAAUCCAGUCCAACAUCUUGCAAACGAGAGUGCAUGGUUAGCGCCGAAGAAUCUAGUAAUUCGCCUGGUGAAAUCAAUGAGAAUACAAGCGCCUCCACACCGCCAUCCUUCCCCACUGUUCCUCCUUGCACCAUCUACGAGAACGCAUACACGAUCAACUACCCUUCCUAUCCACAAAAUGGGCAGCAAGGCGGUGGCAACUACUCGGGCCCUCCAUAUGCAAUUUGUCACUCUCCCUCCUACUCAAGCACCAACACACCCAACAGCAGAGCUUACCUCCAUCGUUACGAUCCUCAGAUGGGCUCGGAGCACCCACCUAUGACUCCCGGCCGAUACUCACCUCAUCUGAGCCACUACAAUCAGCAAGCCACCCAGAGUCCGCACGUAGAUGAAGUAGCCGUUCACCGCCAGCCUCACGCUCAGUACACUGCCGAGUACGAACCCACCGUAGCAAGACCCGGGCCUUGGUAUUCUUCUCCCAGCUAUUCUGGAGGUGAACCGCCUGUCACCAGUGCGCCACACGGCAACUGCUUCCCAAAUGUGCGCGAAAUGUUUGAGUCGCAGCGUCUGAUCACUCCUGGUAGUAGCAGUGGCCAAGCUGUACCAGCCAUGCAAGCCAAUCAAGGUCAGUUUGGAAGUUCUAGUGCCUCUUAUCACACUGCGCCAGUGCCUCAGUAUACUCUAUGAUUUUUGAACGCGUCUUAGAGUAAUCAUGUUUAUUCUGGACACUUUGAGGUUUAGCACUUCUCUCACGGACGGAAACAUACAAAGCUACUUAACUUUUUUGUACAUUUUACCCUUUUAGAACUGGGACAGAUGUGUACAGAAAAAGCAAUUAUUUGUAUCCGAGACGUUAUUUAGAAAACUGAUGGCCAAGGAAAUACUUUCAAAAAUUUAUAGAACGAUUAUCAAGUAUAUACAGUUUAAGCUUUGGCCUUUUCGAACGGCAGUGUUUUCUGAGUUUUGUUUUUAGCGCCAAGUUAGUUUGACAGUUGAUUUGCGAACCGGUGAAGUUUGUUUUUUGUUAGGCUUAGUAGCAACAUUCAUUGUUUUCUUUCAACUCGCCCUUCACAAGGUCUCUGUGAUAUGUCACCCGCCGGGCUCCCCGUACUGAGAGAAUAA
Porites evermanni is the source of this 1863-nucleotide messenger RNA. The record is from the annotation of a GenBank genome assembly. NCBI's taxonomy places the organism in Eukaryota, Metazoa, Cnidaria, Anthozoa, Scleractinia, Poritidae.